Belonocnema kinseyi is the source of this 2791-nucleotide messenger RNA. Its product is annotated as forkhead box protein Q1-like. The record is from RefSeq and is a predicted model, not a curated record. Gene Ontology annotation, biological process: cell differentiation; regulation of transcription by RNA polymerase II; anatomical structure morphogenesis. NCBI's taxonomy places the organism in Eukaryota, Metazoa, Arthropoda, Insecta, Hymenoptera, Cynipidae. The transcript is spliced from 3 exons. Bases 854 to 2245 code for a protein of 463 amino acids. Gene Ontology annotation, molecular function: RNA polymerase II cis-regulatory region sequence-specific DNA binding; DNA-binding transcription factor activity, RNA polymerase II-specific.
UUUUCAUUCUUUACACCGCAUGGUCCAUCUUUCUAGUUGUUCGAGUCACGACACUCGAUGAUCGGCCAAUCAAUGUCGGUAGUGAUUGUGAUACGUGCUUUAAAGUGAUAUUUAACUCUCAGGACUUUAAAGUUUCGUUUCGCCUUAAGAGGAUAGGUGUGGAUAUUGUUUUUCCUUUAUUAGUGACUAGAGGACUAAAACUUUUGAUAUGAAAGUGUUCGAAAUAAGAGGAAUAAGUUUUGGUCAUCAGUGGAGGUGAUUAAGUUUGUUUUGAAGGUGUCGAGUUCUUCAAGAGGACAAUGGAGAUAUGAUUCUUUAAUUCACUAUCCUCAGCAGAUCCUCAUCAGGAAAUUGUCAUCAAAGAUAUCAGUCAUUAGUGUUAUUAGAUCAUCUCUUGAUUUGUAUUAGAGGAAAUUUUGAAAAUUCAUUCCUUAGACGAAAGUAUUCUAGAGGCUAAUAAUAGACAUACGUUGCAUCUUGUAUUAGCGGAAACUAAAUAUUUGAGACAUCAACAAUCACUAUUGUAAAAAUGAGCAUUCAUUAACUUUUGGAACAAGUUUCUCUAAAGUUUGAAUAUAUAAUAUUUGUUGAGGAAUCAUCAAGAAAAAACUGAUUCUAAGAGUUGAAAGUGUAUAGUGGAAGAACUACUUCUAGAAAAAAUUCCUUACAAAACCUAGUGUGGGAUUUAUGUAGGAUUUAUAAUUGGUUGCAUGGUUACCUAUUAAAUGUUUAAAGAUGCAGAGGAAUAAUGAUGGGCAUCUUAUUUGAAGACUUCCGCUUUUGAAAGCUUUGUCCUGGAGGAUGUUUUAUUGAAUAAUGUGAUAGCACCAAAACAAGGACGGAUCAGAAACCAAUGAUGCCACGACCGUCGCGUGAUACUUACGGCGAUCAAAAGCCCCCUUAUUCCUACAUCUCGCUUACGGCGAUGGCAAUAUGGUCAUCAAGAGAUAAGAUGCUACCCCUGGCUGAGAUUUAUAAGUUCAUUGCGGACCGAUUCCCCUAUUAUCGGAAGGACACUCGCAGAUGGCAAAAUUCUCUGCGACACAAUCUUUCCUUUAACGACUGUUUUAUUAAGGUACCCAGAGGUCCCCACAGGCCAGGAAAAGGAGCUUAUUGGGCUCUGCAUCCUGCGGCUCUUUCAAUGUUUGAGAAUGGAUCUCUUCUUCGACGGCGAAAACGCUUUAAGCUUCAUAAACCAGACAAGGAGCUUUUGAAGUCUGAGUUGCAAGCUCUAGCUUCGGCCAUGCCUCCACCUCGACCGGAACCGGCGAGUUCAACGAGUCCUGGCGAAGCGAGUAAUGGACUUAGUGCAGCAAAUCUUCACCGUCUGCGAGAGGAUCUUCUGCGGUGGGAGAUGCAGGAGAGGCGGAUGAUGUUAGCAACCGCAGCGGCUGCAGCGACGGCGACUACCGGUGGCUUCGGCUUCUCGGAGGCAGCAGCGGGCGUCGGUACCGGGACGGACGCAUGUCGAGCCAACAUUCCCUGCACCGGAUACUACCUCCUCUCCCCGGAAGCUCGCCAAAGGCUCGCAAGUGCAGUUCCCGAUAUCGGAAGUGAAGCUGCGAGUCCUUACGAAGCCGCUGCUCUUCUUCAUCCUGGUUCCUGGAGUUUCACCGGCUUCGGAACCACUUCUUACGUUCCCCAGCUGCCAGCUUACCCUCAUUCCUCAUCAACGUCCGACCUACCCGACAGGCGACGAGGAAUUUCAGCCCUGCCAAUGGUCGAAAGCGAGUCUGCAAUGCGAUCAUUAGGAAGGGAUGUGGAACCUUUUACGGAAGGGUCCUAUGAAGUAGGAUAUUACCAUCGAGAACGACCUGGUGAUGAAGAGUCUCCUUCCUCAACUUCUUCGAGGCUGGAUGCUCUCUAUCUAGACACAACUUCACCAACCUUGUCCUCAAACACUUUCGCUUCUAGACUGUCUCCGGUCUUCGAAAAUUCCCCAGGAAAUAUUACUCAUCAAAGAACGCCGAGGACCAGUCCUGGUCUGGAAAUUGUGCCUGUUAGGAACACGAAUAACAGUCCCUCGAAACAGGUGGGAAAGAGGACGAAAAAGCCCUUUACGAUUGAGAAUAUAAUCGCACCCGAUGAAGAGGAAAAAGCCUCGAGAGAGUCAUUUGAGGUCGUUGAAAGGAAAACAACGAACCUGCUGAGUAUGCCCAAACCGCUUUACGCUGCGGGAUAUCCCUUGUCUGGUGUAGUUACGAAUAACGCAAUCCAGAGACCACCUUAUGGAACUACCACGUAAGGUGUUGGAUUUGAUUGUAGAAUAGAAAUUUAUUAUGAAGAUUAAUGAAGAAGUGUGAAGAUUCUAGAAAUGGUGCCCCGAAGUCUGUGUCGAUCUUGUGUUCUUGACAUGUGGCUUGAGAAAUAUUCUUCGAAGUGUUGAAAAAACAAUUUAGAUUUACCGUAAAUCUUAAUGAUAUUUUUUUAUCGUCAAGUAGGAUAAAAGCGAUUUAUGGAGCUGAUCGUUUUUUAUUUGCUUCAGUUAUUUCUAUAAUUUUUAGUUAAUAAAACAUACGUUGAGUAAAAAAAAUUCUGACACUCAACAUAUGUAGCUUUUUUCUGAAUUAAUGAUGAAAAAAAUGGAGACGAUAAAGAAAAUCGAUUUUAAUAUCCCGAUUGUUUAUUAAUGUCGAACUGGAAUUAAUGCAAAGGGUAGUGAUUAUGAUAGAAGUUUUGAAAUAUUAAAAAAAAAUUUUAAUUUAAUUUCCGCAGGUUCAAAUUUCUAACAGUAUGAUGAUUAUUUUAAAAUUUCUGAAGAGUUUUUUUUUAAUAGUUUCUCUUUUCAAGA